Messenger RNA from Closterium sp. Naga37s-1, 6492 nucleotides. The record is from the annotation of a GenBank genome assembly. NCBI's taxonomy places the organism in Eukaryota, Viridiplantae, Streptophyta, Zygnematophyceae, Desmidiales, Closteriaceae.
GUGAUCUUGGUGCGAGAUGCAGAGAGCCGCACGGAGCUGGUGAAGCGGAUAGGGUCAAAGGGACUAGUACUCAGCGUGCAUGAGUGCAAGGGGCUGGAGUUCCAGGACGCCCUGGUCUACAAUUUCUUCUCGGGAUCACCAAUGGCGUCGAGCUGGCGGCUGCUGUACCACUACAUGCGCGAGCACUCCCUCAUCCCCUCCUCUGAGGACGCCUCCAGCCGCUGGCAGUGCCCCUCCUUCGACCCCAAGCGCCACAACCUCCUGUGCAGCGAGCUGAAGCAGCUGUACGUGGUGCUAACCCGCGCGCGGCAGCGGCUGUGGAUAUACGAGGAGGAUGAGGGCGCGAGGCGGCCUGCCAUGGACCUGUGGGGGGCGAUGGGCGUGGUGGCCGUGAAAGCACUCACGGCUGACCUCCUCACGUCCAUGCAUACUGAAUCGUCGCCCGAGGGGUGGCACAAGAGGGGCACGGAGCUAUUCAACGCAGCUCAGUUCGAGGCAGCAGUUCUCAGUUUCGAGCGAGCAGGGGACGAGCACAGUGCAGCAGUGGCACGGGCAGCGCUGCUGCAGCAGACAGCCAAGAGGCUACAGGGCACUGACCCUAAGAAAGCCAGCAAGACGUUUCAGGAGGCCGCUGAGGCGUUUCUAAAGGUGGAAAAGCCGAGAGAUGCUGCCCGCUGCUUCAUCAGUGCGGGCAAGAUGAAGCAAGCAGGUGACGUUUAUCGUGACAGGUGUGUGCCUUCCAUGUGGGUGAAAGCAGGGGAGUGCUACGAGUUGGCAGCAAUGGCAGAGGAAGCAGCACAGUGCUUUGCACAGGUGUGGGAGGUAGAGAGGGUGCUGCUCGUGUGCACACAGAAUCGCUUAUACACUCUCGGGGUGUCCCUGCUGCAAGUGUGGCAGGGGCAGGUGGAAGAGGGAAUGAGAUCGGUGAAAGUAAAGCAGAACCAGCAGGGGCAGCAGCUGCAGCAGCAGAAGCAGGAGGAGGAAGCGGAGGAGGAGAAGUGGAAGCAGCGAGAGAGGCUCGUUGUGCGGAAGAACGCAGAGUUUCUGCAGCAGGCUGCGAUGUAUUACUAUCGGAAGAAGAACAAGGGUGAGAUGCUGAGGUUUGUGCAUCAAUUCCCGUCGCUGGCAAAGAAACGGCAGUUCUUAGAGAGGCGAGACUUUUUCGAUGAUCUGCUCCAGAUUGAGGUAGCUGAGGGGAAUUUCCAGCGGGCAGCUGAGAUGAUGCUCAAGAAGGGCGACAUGGUUGGGGCAGCGAGAAUGUUUCUCGGGCAGAAGAAAUGGGGGCGGGCGUUUGAGUGUGCGAUGGGUGCAGCUCGUGUCGCAAGCAUGUGGGCGAGCGGGAACAAGGGAUGGCCGUUGAAUGUUCGGGAGCGGAAGCAGGAGAAGCAGGAGAAGCAAGAGCGUAAGGUGGAGACCAAGAAAGACGAGUCAAAGGCGGGAAAGGGGAAGGAGGAUGAGGGAAAGAAGGCGGAGGUGAAAGCAGGAAAGGGAGAGGUUGUUCCAAAUGCAUGGGAGACCAGGGCAGAGGUGGAUGAGAGGGAAACGAAAUUUAAAGGCAAGGUAAACGCUCGAGAGGGAGAGGGGAAGCAGGAGGAGUUUGAGAAGCAGCAGGAGGGGGUGGAAAAGAAGGUGGAUGGGAAUGUAGAUUCGAGUAUGGAUGGACUGGAGACAGCUGUUGCUGUGUGGGUGCGGGAGAGGAAAGCGAGAGAGCAGAGGAAGGGGGCGAAAGGUCUAGGAGAGGAGAGUGCAGUCGAGUCAGGUGUUCAAGGACUGGGUGGGGUAUUAGGGAGGGAAGGUGGGGAGGUGGAUGAGAGGGAGGGCUUGGAGGCUGUCACGCUGCUGUGGCUGCGGGAUUUCCACGCUCAGGGCGGUGCAAAAGGGCGUGGGAGAGAGGUGGAUGCGGGUGGGAGAGAGAUGGAUAAAUGGUGGCAGCUGCUUGUUCGUUGCCGAGCAGACGAGCUCCUUGGUAUGGUGGGUUCGAUGGGGAAAAACUCUCAGGAAGGUGAGUCUGCAGUACUGACGGAUAAAGAAGCAGGGGAAGGGGAGGUGGUAGCAGAGGAAGGAAAGGAGGAGGGGGAGGAGGAGGAAGAGGAGUUGGAGCUGGGUGCAAGGAGCCUUGCUGCUGAAGUGCUGGUGAGCUGGCAGGGCCUUCAGAUGAGCAUCCAACGGGCUAAAGCUUUGCUCUCUCAGCCUUUGAGCUCCUCACUUUCUCGCUCUGGUGCUGCGCCCUCUGCCCCAAUGCUCCCUUCUCCUGUCAAGCCUGGUGCCAACCAGCCCUCUCGAGCAUCACCUGCAGCAGCACCACCAGCUGUGCCUCUCCGACCUGCAUGGCAGGUGGUAACCCAGGGAGCUCCGCAGCAGUUGCAGCAGCAGGGGCAAGUACAGAAAGAGAAGCAGCAGGAGCAGCAGGAGGAGUUGCUAUUUGAGGCGGAAUGGAGGGAGGUGAAGGUGUGGUGGGGGCGGUGGAGUGAGAGAGUUGCAGCCAUGGUAGCAGCACUGCAGCGACUGCAGAGGCGCAGAGAGCUACCCUCAGAUGCGCCCUGGCUAGAAGCCACCUUCCACCUCCUCUCUGUCUCCUCCCCCUCCUCCUCCUCUUCCCACUCCGCCUCCCACGCUUUCACCUCCUCCUCUUCUCAAUCCCUUCUUGUCGGCCUGUCGUCUGCUCAUUGGCUGAACCCUGUGCGAGCGGCAGUGAACCACCUGCCGAACCAGGGCACGCGGGGGGAGGUAGCAAGGGAGGCUGCAGCCAGGGCAGGUGCUAUCUACUGGGCGAGGCAGGCGAGUGAGAUGGUCAAGGAAUGCGCGGGUGUGAUGCAGCAGGCUUUAAGAUCUCUGGAGAAAGGUGUGGUCAGUAGGAGGGAGCAAGUGUGGGGGUCUGGUGCAGGUGCGGUGUGGGACCGAGGGCGGCAGGUGAUUGGGAGUGGGGAGGCGGGUGAUAAGAAGAGAGCGAGAGAGCUGCACUUGCAGCUUGAGCUUUGGGUGGAAGUUCACGCGCUGCUUCAGUUCGCAAUAGACCUGUGUGGGGGGGGCAGGCAAGAGCAGAAACAGCAGCAGGGAGGGGAGCAGAGCAUCGAGGUGCAAGGGGCAGGCGGGGUGGCUGAGGAGGGGGGGAUAGCGCAGUUGGCAGGAGAUGUUGAGCUGUGGAAGGAACAACAAGAGAGAGUGAUCUUGCGGUUGCUCUCAUUGCUCUUCCCUGUCACCAGCCCUCUUCCUCGCUCCGUUGCAUUUGUGGUGGCGAGGUGGAGGGAGGACGAGCGAGCGCGGACGUUGAUGCGCAAGUGGGCUUGCUCAUGUGUUCAGACAAGCGUGGUUGAAGGGCGGAAGCAGAAGCAGCGGCAGGAGGAAGAGGAGCAACGGCAGAGGGAGGAGGAGCAACGGCAAAGGGAAGAGGAGCAACGGCAGAGGGAGGAGGAGCGACGGCUGCAGCAGGAGGAACAGCAGCAGGAGGAACAGCAGCAGGAGGGGGAGGAGGAGGAGCAGAAUCAGGAGCAGCAGGAGCAGGAGGAGGAGGAGCAACUGCAGCAGCAGCAGGAGCAGCAGCAGCAGCAGGAGCAGGAGCAGCAGCAGCAGCAGCAGCAGGAACUCAUGGACCCACUGGUACCACCAGGACUGUUCGCCCAGCUGAUGCAAGUGCUGCCGUAUCUAGGGCCCUGGUGGAUGCGCAGGGAGUGCCAAGAUCUCAUUGCGCUCAUGCCGCCUUCCAGAGUGGAUGUGUGCGCUCGCAUGCUGCUGGGUGCACAGUGGGAGUUUGCAGCGCAGACUCUUACUCUCCAUCUCCCCACGCACUUGUCUGGAACGGUGGCUUUACACCACUGGGGCCUGGCUCUCUACUAUGUGUACGAUUGGUGCUACUGGGAUGUAAAGGACGGUUUCGUUUCCUUCCCCGUAUUCCUCAACCUGGCGGAAAGAGCAGCAGUGCACAUGUGUGCAGCCAUCACCAAUCUGGAAAACCUCGUCAUCCCCACCUCCCUCGCGUCCCUCCACCUGGAAGGCCAACACUACUCCAACCUCUGCACACACAUGUUCAAAUGGCCGUUCAACCAAAACCCGUACACUGUGGCUCAAAUCCACGACUCGAUUCUCCACCCGCUCCUCCACAUCCUCAUCCGUUUCCUUGUCUUCGAGCCAGACACUCUUAUCUGGUGGUUGAACAAGAGCGGUGUUUCGCCAACCGAGCACGGUUCAGUCUUCCUCCGCCUCCUCAUCCUCGUCGCAUUCGCUGUCUCCAAUGUCGACUGUGACCAUGAACAAAAACUAUUCUGCUACCUUAUCACAAACCUCCUGAAGCUCAUCUCUCCAAUAAGCCGGCUGCCCCACCGGCUUGUCUCCACGCUUCCCCCGCAACUGCAACGGGAUCUCAAGAACAUGUUCAGGAUGGACCGUGAACCUCCCUCCCCCUACGGCUUCUACACCAUGCUGGCCCGUCACAUGCGCACCAUGCAUGACCCCUGGGUGGUGCUCCGACGCAGGGAGGCUCGGAUCAUCCCGGAUACGGAAUGGAAAGCCAACCUGAUGCAUGUGGAUGUUGAGUUUACACCUGAGGCUGCUGGAGGUGCCGCUGCUGCUGUGCGUGAAAACGAAGAACAGCAAUGUGUCCCUGUGUUUUCGCUGCAGAAGCUGACAGGGUACCGGGUUCCAAUGCUGGGUGGUGACAGUGGGGGGGAUGCUGCUGCUGGUGAUGAUGGUGCGACUCUGGAAGAUGGCACUGCUGGUGUUGAUUCAAAGGAAGACGGGUUUGGAGAUGAGUCAAAGGAAGAGGAUGUGGCAGCGACUGCAGCGGCAGCGGCUCAAGAGGGAGAGAAUCUGGAGCAUGGGAAGGAGUGGGGUGGUGAUGGGGAGGGGAAGGCGGGCACAAGUGGUGGUGCUGGUGGCAUUGCGGAGGGUGCAGAAGCAGGGGAUGGUCUGGGGAAGAAGGGCGAAGAGGACGGUGUUGAGAUGAGCGAGGGCGCGAAGGAGGUGGUGAAGGAGCUUAAGAAUGCGCAACUGCAGAACGACGAGAGGGAGGAGGUGGAUGGCGUCAAGAUAGCUCUGAGGAUCACACAGCAGCUGCGAAGCUGCGUGCAGCAGGCACGUGAGCGGCUGCAGCAGGAGCUGUCGCCGCUCCAGCAGUGCAGCAGGGAGGCACGGAGGGCGCUGACAGCCAGGCUUGAGUCCGUCAGUGCAAUUGAGCGGGCCUUCUAUCUCAAGGAGUAUGAGGAGCAUGCGUGCCCUGUCAAGGUUGAGGCAGAUGCGUUUCUGGCCCUGAUUCACGAGGGGGUGCGGCAGCUGAAGCAGCUACUGCAGCAGGAGGGCUCGGGCACAGGGCAGGGCCAGCAGCAGCGGAAAGGGCAGGGGCGAGGAUGGUCGGAGGAGGAGGCGGAGAAGAAUGAGGAGCUUCUGGAAGAGGCUUUGGAUGCAGCAGAGUCGCUUGGAGCAGCUAACAGUGUCGUCCACCACUCCUCUGCCAUAUCCCCUCUUGCCGACCUCCUCUCCCAUCAUAAGCCCCUCGAGCAGCCACUCAAGCAGCUGCUGCACCCACCAGAGAAACAAAGGGCAGGCGCACAGGCUGGGCCUGGCAAGGGUGGGAGCGGGACGGUGAAGCAAGAGGGAAGCAGCGGUGUGCAGGAGCCUGGAGGAGGAAAAGGGAAGGGGAAGAAGGGAGCGGGUCGCAGUGGAGGGAAGGAUGGUGGGGGUGGUGGCAAGGGAGGGAAGAAGCAGCGAGGAGGCAAGUCAAAGAGGACCCACCGGUCCUCCUCCCUCCUGGGGAGCUCGCUGGCCAGCACCGCACAGGACCCACCGGCCCUCCUCCCCCCUGGGGAGCUCGCUGGCCAGCACCGCACAGGACCCACCGGUCCUCCUCCCCCCUGGGGAGCUCGCUGGCCAGCACCGCACAGGACCCACCGGUCCUCCUCCCCCCUGGGGAGCUCGCUGGCCAGCACCGCACAGGACCCACCGGGCCUCCUCCCCCCUGGUGAGCUCGCUGGCCAGCACCGCACAGGACCCACCGGUCCUCCUCCCCCCUGGGGAGCUCGCUGGCCAGCACCGCACAGGACCCACCGGUCCUCCUCCCCCCUGGGGAGCUCGCUGGCCAGCACCGCACAGGACCCACCGGGCCUCCUCCCCCCUGGUGAGCUCGCUGGCCAGCACCGCACAGGACCCACCGGUCCUCCUCCCCCCUGGGGAGCUCGCUGGCCAGCACCGCACAGGACCCACCGGGCCUCCUCCCCCCUGGUGAGCUCGCUGGCCAGCACCGCACAGGACCCACCGGUCCUCCUCCCCCCUGGGGAGCUCGCUGGCCAGCACCGCACAGGACCCACCGGUCCCCCUGGGGAGCUCGCUGGCCAGCACCGCACAGGACCCACCGGUCCUUCUCCCCCCUGGGGAGCUCGCUGGCCAGCACCGCACAGGACCCACAGGUCCGUUUCCGGCUGGCGCGAGGCCCCCGGUCCCAAUCUCCCACGGGAGCGCAUGGGUUGUGCCAAAUGUUUUGCCGCAGUCUUUCUUCGCCGGUAG